Epinephelus fuscoguttatus (brown-marbled grouper) is the source of this 6020-nucleotide messenger RNA. It is a transcript of the gene efnb3b, whose product is annotated as ephrin-B3b. Gene Ontology annotation, cellular component: plasma membrane. The transcript is spliced from 5 exons. Gene Ontology annotation, biological process: axon guidance; ephrin receptor signaling pathway. Bases 1299 to 2327 code for a protein of 342 amino acids. Lineage: Eukaryota; Metazoa; Chordata; Actinopteri; Perciformes; Serranidae. Gene Ontology annotation, molecular function: ephrin receptor binding. The record is from RefSeq and is a predicted model, not a curated record.
UGAAAAGGGACUCGAUACCGCCCCCCCGAAAAAAGCCUGGAAGAAUUGCGCUCCGUCAGUGCGCCCUGCCUGCCAGUCGGAGGAUGGGGAUUUUUUUUCCAUUCAUCCACGUCCCCUUUUUCCCUCCUCCUUCUCUCAAACAAGCCAGUCGGUCUGUCAAUGUGCUGCGAGCAUUAGGGCAAGUCAAACCAGUGGGAUUUUGAGGCAGAGAGACGGAUGAGAUAACGAAUGAAGCGCUUUUUCCUCCGGCCGAGAAGCGAAUCCGAAUGAUGCGCUACAGCAGAUAGGCGUCAAUUUCCAACCGGGACUGAUGCUCACAAGUCGCAUCUUAUUUUUUUAAUCACUUCACAAGUUUCGCGUUGGUCUUUGUGCGACAUUAUGAGAGUGGGGAUGCUUUUCUAGCUCUUUGGUUUGUUUCUCUCAGUUUUCUUGUGUUGCAGCCUGCAUUGAUUCCUUCACUUAUCACCCAUUUGGAUUUUUUUUUUUUUGGUCUUCAUUUUUAAUUUUUCAACGAAUCCGUUGCUGAAGGAUUUGCGGAUUUACAGCCCGUGUUGAACCUGUGUGUUUUUCCUAAGAGGAGAAUAAGGAUUGCAAUGCGCACUGACUAAGCCCACCGAGCAUCAACAUGUCUUUAUGAGGAUGGAGCUGUGGACACGAGUGACAUCUUUUCCGUUUUAAACGCUUUGCCUUCACAGUUUUUUUGUUUUUUUGGUGUGAUCUCGACUGUUUCCUUCCAACACACUGACAAUAUUUCUUUUCAGCGCAGCCUGACAUGUUGGAAGGUAGAUCUUCUUUCGAGAAAACAAGGUAAUGGGAGAGAAAUCACACAGAGUCGGCACAGAGAACAAGGGAACAUUGUUCGGGAAAAGACAAUUAGGGCGCACCGAAAUGCAACAGAAAUAGCUCCUGGGUGGCGAUAAAUUUCAGAAAAUACGAUUCAGUGGAGUUAUAUUCGAGCAGAGGAGCACUGCUUUGGAAAAAGGAGGACUAAUGACAAAUUAAUGGGAAAGUCAUGGGAUUGGCACUGAAAUAGUACGACCGUGGACGCGCAGAAAAACCGUCGUUUUUGGAGAUCCAGACGCACGGAUUGAGCAAGUUUCUUACGAGUGUGCUUUUGGUUUGAUCCCGUGCAAUUUGAUGAAUUGUGGAUCCAUGAGGUUGUAUACACCGGGCUUUCACUCCACACUUUGACUGCCUCUACCUAUAGCCUGCUCGGCUGUAGUCGCACAUCCAUUGUUUUGAGCAAUCUCCUCGCCACAGCAUUGAAAACAGCAUAAAAUAUCGCCCAUUUCUGUUAAAUGGGGCUACAUAUGCUGGGUGUCAGGGUUGAAAUGGCGUGUCGAGGAAGUGGAAAUGGAUUUUGGAUCCUGCUGAUAUUCAUACUGGAUUUACUGGGGACGACGGCCAGCAAUAUGGAGCCCAUCUACUGGAAUUCCCUGAACGAAAGGUUCAGGGACGACAAGGGCUACGUUCUGUACCCUCAGAUCGGGGACCGGCUGGACCUCAUCUGCCCCCCGCUGGACACCGCCAGGUCCACGCCAGAGUACGAGUUCUACAAGCUCUACCUCGUGUCGUCGCGAGAACAGGCGGACCGCUGCGAGGUGACCGGCGCCCCCAACAUCGUGCUGACCUGCGACGAGCCCGCCCGCGAACGUCGCUUCACCAUCAAGUUCCAGGAGUUCUCGCCCAACCUGUGGGGCCACGAGUUCAAGAGCAUGCACGACUACUACAUCAUCGCUACAUCAGAUGGGACGCGUCAAGGCCUGGAUAGCAUGAGAGGAGGAGUGUGUGCCACGCAAGGCAUGAAGGUGGUCCUGAAAGUGGGGCAGAGCCCAUAUGGGCUGCCUCCGAAGAAGGAGCCGCCAGCGGGACGCACCACCAGCAGAAACCCAGGCGGAGCAGGGAACUCCACCCAGUCUCGAGGACCCAACAGCUUUGGGAGCGAGGGCAGCGGUGAGAACGGCCCCCUUCAACCCUCCAACAUCGCCCUCAUUGCCGGUGCGGCAGGAGGCUCUGCCUUCCUCCUGCUGGUGACCGCCGUGAUCUGCGUGGUGUGCUACAGGAGGCGGCAUGCUAAGCACUCGGACACCCACCACCCUCCGCUGUCGCUGUCCUCGCUCACCAGCCCCAAGCGGGGAGGGGGCGGAGGCAUCAGCAGCUCCAACAACAACGGUUCCGAACCCAGCGACAUCAUCAUCCCACUGAGGACGUCGGACUCAGCCUACUGCCCGCACUACGAGAAGGUGAGCGGAGACUACGGGCACCCCGUCUACAUCGUCCAGGAGAUGCCGCCUCAGAGCCCGGCCAAUAUCUACUACAAAGUAUGAGACGGCCGCUGCUCUGGCCGACUGGACACAUCCACCUCCCUCUACCCGUUACCGACCAAUCCCCUGCUCCAAAUGAAGCCACAGCAAAGCUCGCCAUCACAGCUCCGACCCUGAGCCUCUCAAUACUACCAGUAUUGCCCCAUGGACCCUCCCCCAAAUCACUGCCCCGUGAGCCCAGCCACAGUUGUGUUUUAGCUGAAUAAACCACCCCACCCCAUUCCCACACAACUGGGCCACCAAGCGUGUGUUAAGGGCAAAGUCGUAGCCCUUCUUAACAAGGCCCUCACGAAUGGGCAAGAGCCUCUGAGUGCCCCCUUCUUGUUAACUCAGAGCUAAACGAGACCCACCCGUGCUGAAUUGAAGAGUCGUCCCCAUACCGCCAGCGUGUGUAUGUGUGUGUGGCAACACACUUUGUUUCUAGGAGUAUGGACCUGGCGUUGGGACUUGAGAUGUUUUACAAAAGAAAAAGAAAAAGAAAAGGACUACAACUAAAAAAAAACUACACCCUUGAUCCCACUUAGCGCCAGAGAACUCUGAUUCCCAGAGGCCAUACCUGCCUAGCCCAACGCCCCACCCCUCAGAGCUCCAUCAGCCAACCAGAGACCGGCCCCUGCCACUAACUCACCAAUAGGAUUCUAGUUUGUUUGUGUUCGUUUCUCCUGAGAAAAUAGGGGGCCUCGGACUCACUCAAUCAGCAAGCCCCGGGCGGCGGUCACAUGACCAGGCCCAGGCCUGAGGAGGUCUGACCAAUCGGUGACACUCAGAAUCUUGUAUAUUUUAAUAAUGUGCGUGUGUGACUGCGCGAGUGUGCAUACAACUUGGAUAAUAAUUAUGGCGCUGCUGCUCCACAUUAGACGUGUGCGUGCAGUUAGUGUGCUUUCAGUACAGCAAGUCUGCAUAUGAGUUUGCAUAUGCACGCGUGGGGUUUAGUUUGUGUGUGUGUGUGUGUACGCUUUGUGUGUGAGUGACUGUGCGUACGCGUGCGUUCUUUAGACUUGUCUUAAAUACCAAAACACAAAAUAGUGAGCGAAUAUCAAAAAAGUGAGAUUUUUUAUCGCUAUCAACACUUAUAGAUUAUAUAUAUGAAUAUCCAGUAAAUAAUUUCUAGAUGUUUUUUUUCUGUUUUCUAUUGUUUUUAUUAUUUUUACCCACUCUCUUAAACUACACUUCUGUUGCUAGACAUUUUUUUAUCUGCUGUUUUUGUUUUUUUUCCACAACUUAGAACGACCUUGUUUCCUGCCUUUUCCCUUUGCGUUGUAUAUUAAUUUAAUCCCUUUUUUAAUUUUCCCGGUGAACAGAGGUUGUGUCUCUCUUCCUCUCUUCCCUCUCUCAUUCACUUCCUCCCUCCCUUUUUCUCCCCACCCCCCCUCCCACCCCUCUAGGGUCUCUGAACUCUGUGUAUAUUUUUAUAGCUCCUUGUACUAUGCUGUAGUUUUGAAGUUUAGACCUCGUUUGUGGAAGUGUUGAGGUAGAACCAUCUAUGAAAGUUUUUUUUUUUUUUCAAACGCUUUUUUUGAAACGCAGAAGUGAAAAGAAGUGAGGGGGGAGGGGUGGUGAUGGCGGGGUGGGGGGGUGAGAGGGGAUGAAAUGAAAAAGAAGAAUAAAGGGAAAAGAACAGGGCGAGAGAGAGUGCUGUCUGGGGAGGAGGAAUAAAGCGGCGUCUGAAUGCAGAACUUUAAAAAAAGAGAGAGAGAAAGAGAGGAAGGGAGGGAGGGAGACAAGGAAAGAAAAGACUGUGAAGGAAUUGCACACUAAAGAAAAAGAAGCUGAGGGGAGGGGAAGGAUGGGAGCGGCAGGAGUGAGAGAUGAAGGAUCCCAAGGAAGGAAGGAUGGAGAGAGCAGAUGACAGAGGGACUGGCGAAAGGAGAGAAACAUUUUCUUUGAACGGAGGGGUCUGAGCCUCCUCGACGAAGGCGACGGAACCAACAGCCAAAACGGAUUUCGGAGGAGCUGAACUUUAACCACGGAAAGGAGAGAUCUCAUCACUCACUCUCUCACACACACAUCUACUGUGACUCGGUCACACUUAACGUGAGGUGGCACAUUUCAGAUUUGCUCCUCCUUUUCCGCCAAAAUUUGUGUUGAAAUGCAUCUCACACACACACACACACACACACACGCUCUCGUUUAUUAUAAUGACACACACACAGUACAGUCCUAGCUGCGGACGCACACAGGAGAAAUCACACAGGAGAACUCCCCCCCAGCAGUCGGUACACUCUGUUUGACACACACCCCCCUCCCACAAAACCUAACACAAAUUUCACACCUUUUAAUGACUGUCACAAAUGCCUACUGAUUGCAUUGAAUGACAUACAUUCUCUCUCGCUGCCGCUUGCUUUCUCACACACUUUCACCCACACUCGACAGAAACGCUGAUUGCUUUCAUAUGACUCUAUUUCUGUGAUUAAGACUAACCCGAUGGACACGGGAGGGAUGAAAAGAGCGUUUGUGUGCCGUGUGUUUUCUCCUCUCUUUCACACGCCCUCACGCACACACACUCACACAAACACGCCAGUGCCCCAGCACCUCGACCUCGAGGGCAAUAACACAACGCUGUGUUCAGAGGUGCAAUAUGUUCACAUGUGCAUACUAAAAAAAAAGCUGUUUUGUGUUGCUCAAACAUGUUUAUGGCUUAUGUGUAAAAUGGGUGGCAGUGGAGAGCUUAAGCUUUUUAUUUUUCCUUUCAGACACAUAAGGCCUCCAGUGAUGUAGCCAUGUUUUCUGUGUGAAGCCAGUGUUAAAUCUGGACCUUACAACAUUUCUCAGCUGUGUUUUGUAUCAGUAUCUAACAUCAUAUAAUGAGAUAUCUUUCAUACUUAAGUGUCACAUUCGUCCCAAAUGACUUUGUUCAAAAACACAGUGAUGAUGUUCAGAUAUGUUUUUAUACCAUGAAUGAGUUUGGAUUGUAUUUGACUGUAUCGAAAUUGAUUUCAAAGAUGAAAAUGAGGCUGGAAACACCUCAAAUUCUUCUUUUUGUACAACUACCGACUUGUGUUUUGUUUCUUUUUUAUGUAUGCUGUUAAGUCUAUGUCUAUUUAAACAUGCUCAGAGUACCUAAAAUAUCCUCCAAGCCAAAUGAAGUGUCUGUUUCUCUCUCUUCAACAACUUCUGCAACUCUUUGGAGCACUCCGAUCCAAAAUGACAGUGUUUUUCAUCCGAAAAUGGCCUCUGCCUGCGUGGGGGGAAACAAAUCUCCUCGGACUUUACGACGUCAACUCUGACGAAGAAGCCACUGCCCCGUUUUCAGUCCAUUUCGCUCCCUGUCCCCCCUCCCCCUCAGCAGAAUGUCAAGUAUCUCUCGGACUCUGUUUUUUUUCCUUUCUAUUGUUUGAUUUCCAUGUCGAUGUUAUUUCAAGUUGUGUCUCUGGCUCUCACUGUUUGUGUUUGACUGGUCGACUCAACGUGUUUCUAAAAACCACGGACACAGCCACUGGUUGUCAUGUUGAAAAGAGAAAGAAGAAAAGUGCUGUUUCUAUGGAACGGGGGAGAGAGAGAAAAAAAAGCAGCAGCUACCGCCUAGCUCCCUCACCUCUACCGUUGGUGAAAGUGUGUAUGUGUGUGUACAUGUGUGUGAGUGUGCGUGUGUGGUUUUUUUGUGCCAAUAGACAGCAAGCGGAGGCCGCGGAGCGAAGGUGGCUCUCGUAUGUAACGUGUUGAGACUUUGUAUUUGGGACACCUCUGUGUGAGAAG